Molecule: messenger RNA, 462 nt
Organism: Protopolystoma xenopodis
Lineage: Eukaryota; Metazoa; Platyhelminthes; Monogenea; Polystomatidea; Polystomatidae
Source: the annotation of a GenBank genome assembly
AUGGUGCAAAAGGGUAAUACAAGGGUGGAACGCAUGAUAGAGGCCUUAAAACUCCAAAAUGUCGAUGUGAAGUUCUCUGAAGCUCUUGCACAAAAAAACAUGAACGAUUUUGGGUUUAAUGGCAAAAAGAUUGUUGAGAUUAAUGGGAAACGCUACAUACAGGAGGAGAUGAUCAAUGUGGACGAGGAUAUCGAGGACGACGACACUUUCUCCGAUGAGGAGGAAGACUUCGACCUUCCUGACGAUGUGUUUGGAGAGUACCUGCAAGGCCAAAUUCCAGGCGAGAAGGAGAUUCCAGUUCAUGAUUUGCCUAUUGCCAUGGAACGACGAGGAAAUGAAUUUAUUCGGGCUUGGCUGGAGGAUGCGGCUGCAACAGAGGCCUGGCCAGAGGAAAAUAAGUCUGCAUUGGCACUGAGUAUCUUGGUAGGUACACCUUAUGCUCAAAUCUUCUGUAUUCUUUAA